Messenger RNA from Pararge aegeria (speckled wood butterfly), 730 nucleotides. Its product is annotated as histidine-rich glycoprotein-like. NCBI's taxonomy places the organism in Eukaryota, Metazoa, Arthropoda, Insecta, Lepidoptera, Nymphalidae. Bases 50 to 730 code for a protein of 226 amino acids. The record is from RefSeq and is a predicted model, not a curated record. The transcript is spliced from 2 exons.
UCCGAUCAGGUGGUACCUAACCUACCAUUACGUGGUGAAAUAUACUACCAUGCGUGGGGUGAUCUGUGUCGCUGUUUUAUUCGCGCUAUGCACCGUCAUAGCGGCGAGUCACCACCACGAGCACGGCGGUGGUCACCACCACCACGGUGGUCAUCACCACGACCACGGUCACCAUGACCACGAGGGUCACAAGGGCCACCACCAUCACCAUAAGGGUGAUGAGGGCCAUCAUGGCAAGCACCACCAUGGGGAACACCACCAUGAACACGACGGUGGUCAUAAGAAGCACUGGGAUGAACACGACGCCCAUGGUGACCAUCACGAGCAUGGGCACCAUCAUAAAGGCGGCGAUCACGCCCACCACGAACACUUUGACAGGGGUCACCAUCUAGACGGUUUCCACAAGAAGUACCACAAGGAUCACUUCAACAAGGACACCGACUUCUACGACAAGCACCACGCUGAAGGCAAACACCACAAGUACGGUGACCACCACGCCCAUCACCACAACGACGAGGGUCACCACUCCGAUGGUCACAAACAUCACUCCGGGCACCACGAGGGCCAUCACGGACAUCACGGGCAUCACGACAAGGGUCACCAUGACGAUGGUCACCACGACCAUCAUGGUCACCACGGUCAUGAAGACCAUGACCACCAUCACCAUGAUCAUGGCAAGAAGGGUCACCACGACCACCACAAGGGCUGGGGUCAUCAUGAAAAACAUUAG